AUGACUGUGUUAAGUGCAGCUAUAAGCACAAAAAGCAAAAUUUUGGUUUCUCGGCAGUUUCAGAAUAUUAGUAAGUGUGAUUUGGACUCGUUGACUAUUCCCUUUUAUAAUUUAAUCGAAAGAGAAAGAAGUGAUCACACGUAUAUAGAAACUGAUAAGGUACGAUAUGUGUACCAACCGUUGGAUAGCAUAUAUAUUUUUUUAAUAACAAAUAUAAACUCGAAUAUUAUAGAAGAUUUAGAAAUAAUAAAAGUGUUAAGUCAGAUUAUACAAGAUAUAUGUCAAGGAAAUAUAAAUGAGAGUACAAUUUUAAAAAAAUGUUUUACGAUAAUUUUUUAUAUUGAUGAAUUAAUUAAAAAUGGAGUAAGAGAAAUUGUAAAUACGAAUCAAAUAAAAACAUAUAUUGAAAUGGAAUCACAUGAAGAAAAAUUACAAACGAUAAUAAGAGAGAAUAAAGAAAAAGAAGAAAAAGAAAGAAGGAAAUUUAUUGCUUCGAAAUUAGAAAAAAAUAGACAAAAACAAAAUAAAGGUAGUACUAAUAGUUUUAUUUCAAAUGAUAUUAUUAGUGCACUAGAAUAUAAUACUAGUAUUAUAGACAAUUUUAUAUAUAAAAAUGAAGAGCCAGAUAUUAUGGAUGAAAGUUUCGGUACGCAUAAAGGUAUGCAGUUAGCUAACAAGAGAGAUAAUCAUAUAAGAAUAUUAGAUGUAGUAGAGAAUAAUAAAAUAGAAACUAAACCUACAAUAAAUGUUAAUUCUCUUUUUGAUAAAUCAAUUAAUAUAAUAAUAACAGAAAAUAUUAUAUGUACCUUAAGUUCUGAAGGAACUUUAUGUGAUUUAGAUAUUCAAGGUAUUUUCAAUUUGCAAAUAAAUAAUCAUAAAUAUUCUAAGGUAAUAGUAGAAUUAGAAAAUGAGUAUUUAGAUAAAGCAAAAAUACAUCCUAUAUUAGACAAAAAUAAAUAUAAUUCUAACGUAUUAGAGUUAAAGGAUAAAGGAAAAAAUUUUAGAACUAAUACUAUAUACCCGUUAUUAAAAUGGAAAAUAAAUUAUUUAAACGAUUCUUAUAUUCCUCUUAACAUAAGUUGUUGGCCAUGUGAAGACAGUGAAAGUACAUUACUAAAUUUAGAAAUUGAAAACAAAAUGAAAAAUAUUGAUGAAGUUAUAUAUGACCUGAAUGUCAAUUUAAUGUGUCCAUCAUCGAACAAACCGCAAAUUAUUAGUAAAGAUAAAGGAGUUAUUGAACAUGAUGGUCUUUUAUUAUCUUGGAAAGUUGGUACAUUAAAAAAUAAUCAAAACUGUCAAAUAGAAAUAUCUAUUCAGUCCAAACCAGAAAGUGUUUUCCCCUUUUCUGUGGAAGCCAAAUCGAAUAUGUUAUCCCAUAAAUUGAAUGUUUUAAAAGUUUAUGAUGAAGAUACAAAAGAAGAUGUAGAAUAUGAAGUUAAGAAGAAUAUCACAUAUCUUUUUACUAUUAAUAAGUAG
Molecule: messenger RNA, 1476 nt
Organism: Plasmodium malariae
Lineage: Eukaryota; Apicomplexa; Aconoidasida; Haemosporida; Plasmodiidae
Product: coatomer subunit delta, putative
Exons: 1
Coding region: 1-1476 (491 amino acids)
Biological process (GO): Golgi localization; endoplasmic reticulum to Golgi vesicle-mediated transport; retrograde vesicle-mediated transport, Golgi to endoplasmic reticulum
Cellular component (GO): cytosol; COPI vesicle coat
Source: RefSeq, a predicted model, not a curated record